Prosopis cineraria is the source of this 612-nucleotide messenger RNA. RefSeq names its product probable LRR receptor-like serine/threonine-protein kinase At4g36180. Bases 1 to 612 code for a protein of 203 amino acids. NCBI's taxonomy places the organism in Eukaryota, Viridiplantae, Streptophyta, Magnoliopsida, Fabales, Fabaceae. The record is from RefSeq and is a predicted model, not a curated record. Gene Ontology annotation, molecular function: protein binding. The transcript is spliced from 3 exons.
AUGGGUCUUGAGGGCACCUUACCAUCACAAAUUGGAAAUCUGUCUUUCCUAGAAAAACUUAAAUUACAAAGCAACAACUUUCAUUGUGGGCUGCCAAAAGAGUUGCUUCAAUUGCACAAAUUGGAAAUUCUAAACUUGAGUUAUAAUGCACUUAGUGGAGAAAUUCCAACUUGGAUUGGAAGCUUGUUUAUGCUUCAACACUUGAGUCUUGGCAAUAAUAGUUUUGGAGGUCUCAUUCCUCCAAGCAUAUCCAAUUUGUCUAAGUUGGAGACAUUGGAUUUGAAGUCUAAUUCUAUCAACGGAUCUAUUCCAUUGGAUAUUGGAAGACUACAACACCUGAAAGUUUUAUGCAUUUCUAGAAACAUGCUUUCAGGAAGUAUACCUCCAUCUAGCUCUAUCUUAUCAUCACUUGAACACAUUUCUUUGUCUCUCAACUUCUUAGAAGCAAUAUCCUCCAAGGUUCAUUGCCCACCCCAAACUAGUCCAGAUCCAUAUUCUAUGGACCUUACGGUGGAAGAUAGGUACCAAUGGGAUGACCUCUUUGUGGUUGCUUUAAUUAUUGCUUUUUGUCACCCCGAAGGAUUCGAACACUUGUCCUUGAGAGUGCCUUGA